Cydia pomonella (codling moth) is the source of this 7051-nucleotide messenger RNA. RefSeq names its product cellular tumor antigen p53-like. Gene Ontology annotation, cellular component: nucleus. Lineage: Eukaryota; Metazoa; Arthropoda; Insecta; Lepidoptera; Tortricidae. The record is from RefSeq and is a predicted model, not a curated record. The coding region runs from base 174 to 1274 and encodes 366 amino acids. The transcript is spliced from 8 exons. Gene Ontology annotation, biological process: apoptotic process; regulation of transcription by RNA polymerase II. Gene Ontology annotation, molecular function: DNA-binding transcription factor activity, RNA polymerase II-specific; RNA polymerase II cis-regulatory region sequence-specific DNA binding.
UUUGCGGUGCUGUGUUAUAUGCGGUGCUUUUAGUGCUCGUUCCCCGUUUGUCGCUGUUUGGAAUUGAAUUACCUUACAGUUUUUGAUGCUAAUCCAAAUACAAACACAUGAAACUUGGCUGUAUAAUUCUGUUCAUUCAUUGAAUUCACUCAAACUUGUUUUAGGCAGAAACCAUGCUGAAACAAGAAAGCGUGAAUAUGGCUGAGUUCGAGUAUGAUAUAAACCAGAUGUACAGUGUUGACAGCAUGAACCUUGAAGACCUAGGGCCACUGGGCACCUUCAACAGCCAGGGCAACCUUGUGGUGCUCUCUCCACCAGAUGUCUCGGAGGAGACUUUGGACAUCGCCUAUGCCAUGCCCAGUGUGCCUAGUGUAGAGGACAUGAUGCCGGUGUCGCCGCGCGGCCCGCCGGCGCGCACGCCGUUCCCUGGAGGCCUGAACUUCGUCGUCGAGAUCAAUGCUGCAGACACCAACCGCAAGAAGUACUUGUACUCGCACCAGCUCAACCGCAUCUACGUGGACAUCAAAACCAACUUCCCAGUCCAGUUCCGCUGGGACUUCGAGCGAGCGGGCAGCCCCAUGUUCGUGCGCGCCACCACCGUGUUCUCGGAUGAUGCCCAGUCCGAGAAGAGAGUGGAGAGAUGCCUGCAGCAUACACAUGAGAGCGCUAAUGCUGGCAUAGACCCGACCAUAGUGCAGAACGUGCUCCACUCGUCGGCCGCGCCGGGCACGCAGGGCGUGUACUACUGCGGCGCGGCCUGCCUGCCCGACUCGUGGUACUCCGUGCUGCUGCGCGUCGACGGCCGCCCGCAGGAGCCCUGCUCACACGCCUACCAGUUCGUGUGCAAGAAUUCCUGCUCCAGUGGGAUCAAUAGGCGGUCUAUCGAUAUCAUCUUCACUUUAGAAGAUCACACGGGCCAGGUGUACGGGCGGCAGGCGGUGGGCGCGCGCGUGUGCGCCUGCCCGCGCCGCGACAAGCACAAGGACGAGGGCGCCGCGCGCGCGCCGCCCGACAAGCGCCGCGCGCCGCCCCCACACCCCGCGCCGCCGCGGGCCAAGAAGGUCAAGGUGGAACCCGACGACGACGUGCUGCUGCUGCCGCCCCUACCAAUCGUGGGUCGCCGGACCAUGAUCACCGGUCUUGAAGUCAUGCUGAACAUGAUGGAGGCAGUAGUGGCCAAAACUCCAGAACAUGAAGCCGACAAAUACCAGAGCUCCAUCCGGGCGCUCCGGCUCAAAAUCCAGGAGCUCCGGGGGGGCUCACAGGCUGAGUAGUCUAAUAGUUUAAUUUCAGCUCUUAGAAGACAACUGAAGCAACACUUGUAAACUAAAUCAGAAAAACAAUCGGAAAUAUGUGGAUUUUACCGUUGUUCUUCUUUUUUCAGACCUGAACACACCGGAUGCGUGUGCUUAGGCGUGCGCGUGAGCGUUGUAAUAUACAGAUCCUUAUAAGAGGUGACACACAGCUUGCGACAUUAACCUUUUAGCGCUCGUCUACGCACACGCACGUGGGUUGCUCUGGCCUUUAAUGAUGUAAAUUAUAAAUAGUGCAUCAUUUAAAAAAAAAAGGAAAUUCGACCGAGUGCCUUAGAUGCUAAUUACAGUUUUUUUAAUUAAUUGUGUGCCCAUUUUACAAAUGCAAAAAAUCGUGUCUUCAAUAUUAACAACUGUUUAGUUAGAGUUAGUCCAAGAGGUCAUCCAUUAAUUACGUCACGCGUUUAGGGGGAGGGAGGGGGUCAAGAAAAUGUGUCAUGGGGGAGGGGGAGUCACAAACUUUGUCACGUCCCUUUAACUUUCAUUGGUAGCCGAAAAUUGUUUUGAUUUUUUUUCGCAGUACAGCUAAAUAACUAGUUUUUGCAAUGACAUAUCGUUUUUAUCCGUGUAAUUUUUAUUCCUAAUCAGUUUCGUGUCGUAAAAUUUCUAAUAUUACUAUUAUUAAAAAAAUGUUUAAUGAAAAUGUAAAAAAUUGCUGGUGUGAUGAAAAAACUGGUCAGAAGUGAAAAGAUGGUGGUCAAAAAACUAUGAAAUUCGUGAGACGUAAUUAAUGGAUGACCCCUAAGACUAAAAUUUGAGUGUUAUUUUUGAAAAAAAAAACUACUCUGUGUUACACACCUCCGAUGAUUUUAAACACCAUACACAUAAUUAUGUAGGGUUAAAUAAAAUCGCGUCCCCUUCCGACUUCUGGUAAUUUUACAAUACAAACAAAUUCAAUAAGUUCAUUGAUUGUUGUUCUUGAUGAAAUUAUGAGUUGUAUUCGUUUUCGUUGUUUUCUAACUAGUUACCUAAGAUUUUGUUGUAGUUUUGUACUACUUUUAUAGCAUUUUUUAUUUUUAAGUCUAGAAUUAUGGUAAUUAUAGAAUUAUUUUGAUAAUUUCUAUUAUAGCUACUUCCAGUGCUAAGUAUUAUUCUUCUUUGUAAUUCGUUUUUAUUAGAUUUUACUUUUUAAAUUGUGCUUCCUUCUUAUGCAAUUUUAGGAAAUAAUUUGACAUUAUUAAAUUACUGACGUGUUUAUUCUGUUUAAAGCAGAGACGCUUUCCAUGUAGAUUUUCGUUCAUUGACCCGCUUGUUGAUAUCUCUAUUGCACUCGCAUAAUUAUACUGCUGUCCUGCCCAUUAUGGAGGGUAGAGGUAAGGAAAACUAUGUGCAACAUUAAAUAGGUGGCGCCACAUUACACCGAAAUGUCAUAGAACUAGUAUUUUUAUAGAUGUGCUAUACGCGUGCGCCCGUGAGGGACAGAACAUACGCAAUGCGACAAAAUUAAAAACACGUUUUAACAUUCCUGACAACAUACCAAAAACAACCUACGUAAUUUGGUCGGGUUAUUUGUUGCCCUCCCCAUUUCAUCUAUGAUACUUUGAAUGGUUCAUGUAAGUUUAUGAGCCACCGGAGAUUAAAAAAAAUUAAAUGAAAAAAAAUUAAAAUUAUUUAUUUGGUCGCAUACAAUGUUCAUAUAAUUGUGCUAGUAUCUCUUUUUAAGUAUUGUAAAUACUUGUAUUAAGAGAAUACCGCUCUUCCACUAUUGGUGUAACAGAGUUAUUUUAUGCUAUUAACAUUAGUUAUGGUAACAAUUUACAAUUAUAGUUAGAAUUAAAAUUGACAUUAGAAUAUCAUGUAAAAUCAGAGAUAAGGAACUAUUAUUUAAAGCUGAAUGCUGAUCACUUUGGCAACAGUUCUGCCAUAAGGGAUUGUUGUCCAUUCUCUACCGUCUAUAAGUUCUCCCAUAAGAGAUUAUUCUUCAUACUGCCCAUGAUGCCGGUUGUCAUGUCACUAUGCGAGCUUGACAGCUACGGAAGGUGGAGAUAAGGAACGAAAUCUUCAUGUACCAAAAAGUGUCAUCAAAAACUUUAAAUUGGUGGCGCUACAAUACCUAGAGUACUUGAACAAAAAAAUAAAAACAUAGACAGCGCAAUUCACUCCUUCAAUAACGCCUAGGUUCUUAGCUACUCUAGCGCUACUCUGGGGAGAUUUGGAACUAUUAUUUAUAGCUGACAGCUGGACACUUGCAACAGUUCUACCAUAAGAGAUGCCACUCCUCUUAAUUCCACACUCCAUAUUGACAGCAAUAUAAAUAUAUAAUUAUGCGCAUGCAAUAGAGAUAGCUACAGGCGAGACAAUGUAUGAAAGUCUACAUGGAAAGCGUCUCUUCUUUAGUUAAAAAUUAUGAAUAAUUUCGAACUUAUUUCUAACUUGCCUUCGUUUUAUAACAUUUUGUAUAACGUUUUAUAAUUUCGAUUGGUUGAAUAAUUAAUUACUAAUAACUAUUCGCCUCUCGCUCAAUCUCAUGCUCGAGAAAGAGGCAAAUAGACGCUGCCAUUCUAUCCCCUUUUACGGACUUGUUAUUAAAUACACUAUGCACUCGCUCAUCCGGCACCUAAAUUUUUUUCCCUGUGUCGGUUCGUAGGAAAUGCCGUAUUAUUGAAUUUGUAUGGAUAUAAAAGCCUUAUUGAAACAAUUUCUACACCCACUGUAAUCCGGCGUUCAGCCGUGUAUCGCCGGAUUAUCGAGCGGGACAUCUGAGACGCUAAUUGCCGAAUUACUGGGUGUGCCGGAUUGGCGAACGCUUACUGUAACUUUAUAAAAGUGUACUAUACUACUUUUUUUUUAUUGUACUUAUAAUGAUACCCUAAUCUUGAUGUUAAUAUUAAUCCUUUGCUAUGUUUACAUGCUUGCGAAGUCUUAUGGCGUGUUUUUACCCCAAGAUGGGGACAUCUUAAAAAAGAAUGUUUCUUGUCUAGUUUUUUUUUUAUACUACGUCGGUGGCAAACAAGCAUACGGCCCGCCUGAUGGUAAGCAGCCUCCGUAGCCUAUGUACGCCUGCAACUCCAGAGGAGUUACAUGCGCGUUGCCGACCCUAAACCCGCCCCCCCUCGUUGAGCUCUGGCAACCUUACUCACCGGCAGGAACACAACACUAUGAGUAGGGUAUGGUGGGUUGGGUAUAUGUAGGGUAUGGGUAUGGUAGUUGGUGUCUCAAUUGGUAAAAAGUCGCAUUUAUUUUGUCCCAGUUAUCUCCAGUGGUAAGUUUUUAACAGAUGUGCUUUAUGGAACUAGGUUUUUUACAAGCUUUUAUUUAACUUUCAAUGUACCAGUGUAUACCAAAUCUUGCAAGUUAAAUUUGAGCCGGUUUCCGAUGAAGCUGAAAAUUUGCAUACAAGGUGAUCUGAUGAUGGAGACUGCAGGUGGCCAUAGGAACUAUGAUAAAACAACGCAAUACCUUAUUGUGUUUGGGGUUUUCAGAAUUGUCUCCAAAAGUUUUACUUGCCUGUGGAAAGAACUUAUUUUUUAAUCUAAGAGAUUGGUUGACUGGUAGAGAAUGCCUUAAGGCAUUAAGUCCGUCAUUUGUACCUUCAUGUAUUGUGCAAUAAAGAUUAAAUAAAUAAAUAAUAAAACCCCAUAUUGCGUAUCGUACUGAGGCUUGGCAAUCGUGUAAAACAUGGAAUGAUAGCUUUAAUUCCGUGAUAAAGACAAGGUGCAUUUGUGUCUGACACUAGUCAAGCUUGUAUGGUGUCGGCACGAGAGUUGAAGUCACACACACAACAACAAAAUCAUGUAGUAUGUUCGGAAGAAGAGUCGUGAAAUGUAUGCCCCAUACAUACACGACUCUUCUCUUUCCGAACAGACUCUAAUAUCUGCGAGAUUUUUUUUAUGGGUUACUAUUGAUUUGAUUGCAUGUCGAUUUAGAAAUUAAUAUUCCUUUUUCGUAACGAUAAAGUAGAACCAAAAAGAUGGACCAAGGUGGUUCAAGAUGCACCAAAAAGUUUCUUCAAGGUGGGCUUAUGUCACUUUACUCAUUCAUUCAAUACCUACCUAAUUGCAUAAACACAAUUAGUACACUUGUGUAGUUGUGUGUGUGUAAUUAUUCAUUUACAUUUAGUAAAGACAUUGAUUAAGAUACGUGCACGAGAUGGUGCUGUACCGCUCCAUAGAUUUUGCGGUAACUCGAAUCUCUGACUGUCAAAAUUUGACGUUUGACAAUUCAGUGACCGCAAAACAUGUGGCGCAGUACAGCGCCAUCUGUUUUAGAUGUCAAACUAUGGGGCACGGUUUUUUUAGACUUAACCUCUCUCCUGUCGAUACCUAUAUACAUUUUGUCUUAUCACAGCCAUAUUUUGCAUACGAUGUAUUUGAAAUUGAUAUACCCCCUUAUUCAUAAAUGUGUACUAAAGUUACGAUGCUGCUAAUCAUCGUUUGUCCCUUUCCGACGUAUUGGUAUGAUGGAAAGGGACAAACGAUUAUUAGCGGCAUCGUAACUUUAGUACACGUUUAUGAAUAAUGCCGCUAAUCAUCGUUUGUCCCUUUCCGACGUAUUGGUAUGAUGGAAAGGGACAAAAGAUGAUUAGCGGCAUCAGGGCCGGAUUUAGGGGAGGGCAACCGGGGCUACUGCCCCGGGCUUCCACAAAAGAGGGGCCCCCACAAUAGAGAAUUCGGAAAAUUUACCAUUUUAUUUGGAAAAAAAUUGGGGCCAGGGGGCCUCCACUCCUUUAUUGCCCGAGGCCUCCAGACCUCUAAAUCCGGCAUUGAGCGGCAUCGUAACAUUAGUACACGUUUAUGAAUAAGGGGGAUAGAGAUUAGGGUGUCAGACUCGGAGAACAGUGACCUAAUAUAAAACCGCCGAUUAUAAAUUAUAACCUAAGUAUACCUACUUAAGUACUUUUUUUUUUCAUUGUAUCGAAGCUCCUGUUUGUGAGAUGUUAGAAAGUCCUUCAGGAUAAUUAAUUAAUAAAUAAAUAUGCUAAGACAAUUUUUACACCUAUCUACCUUACCUAGUCGGAUACCGAUUGCAUUGACAUAUAUCUAAGGACGGGCCUUUCGGGCACUAAGAAUGAUGCAAGUCGUGGCGUUAGACUGCACGAUUGGCUCGAAUUCGUGUGAGUGACGUGGUCAAAGUAGUUUAAAACUAAGGGCUUUCUUAAAAUCUCAACUGCAGUAAGCUGGAUAUUUUAUUCAAUGGUGCGUAUCAAAUAACUGUUACAGCGAUGUUCUCAUAUUGGAAGAGAAUCACUUUGUAGUGCCUCUAAUUUUAUGUAGUUCAGCACAGAAAUUUACGUUAAACUUAAAACACGGAAUGUAAGACAUGUUAAGGUUAGACCAAGCUAAUUUGGCAGCGAUUUUGAUAGCCCAGACUGCAAGUAUGUUAAACGUCAAACUUCUGUGAAAUUAUGACGUUUAAAUAACACUUGCACAGUCUGGGCCAUUAAAAUCGCUGCCAACUUAGCUUGGUCUAACUCUAUACUUCUAAACAGAUCAGGGGCACUACUUGAGAUUACUUGAAUUAUAGUUUCUGAUAAUUUGGUUAAUCAAGUGUAUUGUAAAUAUUGUUACUUAGCUGUAAGUAUCAUCAUGAUUUUUAUAUUGUGGUGCUAUUCCUAUAUGUAAUUAGUUACAUAAUUAUUGUUUAAGUUUUAUAAUUACUCAUUCUGUUUUAAUGUCGGCAAUUCCUGGAUUAUGAAAAUACGAAACACCACCAACGAAAUAUUAUGUACCAAACGCCAUCUAUCCGCCUUUAAAGUGAAAUUUUUAACCGUGAAUGGUUAUUAAAAUUUGAUGAUAAAA